Molecule: messenger RNA, 3747 nt
Organism: Armigeres subalbatus
Lineage: Eukaryota; Metazoa; Arthropoda; Insecta; Diptera; Culicidae
Gene: NT1
Product: neurotrophin 1
Exons: 6
Coding region: 272-3055 (927 amino acids)
Biological process (GO): central nervous system formation; innate immune response
Cellular component (GO): extracellular region
Molecular function (GO): Toll binding; growth factor activity
Source: RefSeq, a predicted model, not a curated record
UCGAUCGGAAUCGCAGGUGAAACGCUCUCUAAUCCAAGGAACGAUAAUAAAAAAAAACUCGGACGCGUCGAUUUGUGCCGUUGGUUUUCAGUAGAUUGAACAGUUUGAGAGACUUGUGCGCGAGUGCAGCGAGGAAACUUAAUCGUGAAGUAACUGCAAUAGGAGUAACAACAAGUGAAUGGGUUCCUAAUUCGUGUGGCCUCGUGCUAUAAAAGAAGAAUUGCCGUGUGAAGAGAGUGCAAUAUAGUGUCAUAAAAUUAUUUAAGAAAAUAUGCAGAUUGGCACAGUGUUGAGCUCGUCGGGGCUAGUGCUGUUGCUGCUGGUGGUCACCUUAGUGGAAUGCGCGGAGUCGGAACUGCCUGACUUUGACUUCGAUGCCCAGAAGGGCAGCGAAAACGAUGAUGCUGUCGAUGACGACGAUUAUUAUUACGUGAACGAGGGGGAGGAUGAUCAGCAGAUGCAGCCCUCGCACAAGAUCCUCAGCUACAACCGAUCCCUGGAGGAUACGGGCGGUGAUCGAGGGGGCGGUGGCGGUCCGUUCCUCAUGGAGGACGACGACACCAGCUUCGACAUGAUGGACGAUGUGGACUUCGUCGAGGACGCCGCCGAGAGCAAUUUCCAGCGUAAGCAGGCGGCGAUGCGACGGAUUAUGCUGCGGGCUUUCGCCAAUCGCGAUAUGCAGAGAAAGUUCGGCCAGGUGCUGCCCCUGCUGAAGGUGAUGACUAAGCCGCAGAAGGCGACGCUGGCGGCGCUGAUUUCGGCCCAGGUCAGCUCCAAGGAGGGGAAAACUUUGUCACUCGAUCAGGUUAAACAGAUGUUCGGCAAUAGGCAGGAACUGAUCCUCCCUCUGGUGUAUGACAUAGCGAAUAUGAUCCGUUCGGUGGCCAAGCAGGAAAGCUUACUGGAUGAGCGAUUCCCCACGGUGGAUGAAGAGGAGCGCAUUCCCACGAAUCAAUUGCUGCGGAGGAGCUUUUCCAUUCGGUCAGAGCCAUCCGGGUUCAAAGUUAAUACGAUAAAUUCGGUAGAUUCAAAUUUGAAGGAUGACCGAUUGGUGGUAGAUCUGAAGGAUGAUGAAGCGAAAACAGUCGAGAGUGCUGAAAAUGGACCGGAAGCCAGAUCGAUGUCUGAUGCGCCCGUUUUUGCGAAAUUGAUUCAGUCCAAGCCGCGGUACAACAUGCAGAUGACCAGGACGAAAGAUAAAACCGAAGAGCGGAUGACUUACCAUGAGAGAAAACUGAACAUGACGGCUUUCAACUCCACGAGGAAUCAGAAAGACCAACUGGCGAUGGCAUCGGAUGGCCCAAUUCCAGUAACAUUGCCGAAAGCAGGAUACUCCAACAGUUAUCAGAAAGUGCAGCCAACCAGCGCCGUAGUGACUGCCUCAACCACCCAACCGGAAGUCGAAACCACCACCCUAACGAUGGAGGAGAUUGAAGAUCUGGCCUUGUCGGGACUAAAUGGAACCGAACUGGAUGCGGUGGAAAGCAGCCUGGCGCAUGGGAAUGGGUCCGGUCCGGUGGCGGAAAUGUUGAUUGGUGGCGGCUAUCGAAACCGGGCGAAUCAGAUUCACAUGCUGCUACCGAGCGAGAGGUGUGAUCACUUUUCGUCGGGCGUGUGCAUCCGGGUGGAGAAUUAUCCAUCGCCACAAAUCAUGACCAGCAUUAGUCGACACCGGCGGGCUAUGGGAGCGUUGUUGGCGGAGUACAUCGACAAGAGCAACGAGCUCGACAAAAAUGCCUUCGAACCGGAGGACAUUGAGGCAGGAAUCAAUACUAAACUAACAAAACGUUCCGACGAUCCAUCUAAAUCGGGUGGUGGUAUGUGUCCGAGCAUCAUCCGUUAUGCACGACCGCAGAAGGCUCGGUCCGCUACCGGGGAGUGGAAGUACAUCGUCAACACCGGAGAGCACACGCAAACGCUUCGAUUGGAGAAGUGCACGACACCCCAGGACAGCUGCACCUAUUUGACAGACAACUUCCGUUCCCGUUGCGUUCAAAUUUACAACUAUCACCGUCUUCUCAGUUGGGAUACGGCUCGAGGUCUUCACGUCGACAUUUUCAAGGUGCCAACUUGCUGCUCUUGCCACAUUGACGGAUAUAGGGAAACUUUCCCUCCAUUCAACGGAGCAGCUGCUACAAACGAGUACGACACUAAGAGCGAUUCCUACGAGGACCCCAACAUCGCUGCCAGCAACGUCAUUCGGAACACGCAGUACAGUACGCUCAAAUUCGACAACAACGAUGAACCAGAAAACGUGGAGGGCAACAUCGCAUACCACUUUGCCAAUGGGUUCCAGCGAAUGAAACCGCCAAAAUACGAUAACGGAAUUCUGAUCCCACCAAGUCCCCCGCCACAUCAGUUUUCCAAGAGCCGCUUCGAGCGCCCCAAGCUGAUGCUUCCUAAAAAGCAGAAUUUGGCGCACUACAUGCCACCACCAAUUCUUGACACUUACCUCAGCCCACCACCAAACGAUGUCAGCCACUACACUCCUUUCAAACGAGGUCCACAUUUCACCAGCGAUAACUCCCUCAAGCGAACGGCUCAAAUCCAACCCAGCCGGAACCGACUACCCUUACGCAAGCAAAUCAAUGUCGACCAAAAUAUCGCCGAAACGGACAUCCGAAUCAACCAAGUCCAAGUACUGCCUCCCAACAAACAGGAUCGGCUUCCACCAACGCAAGCUACCGAGAAACAGCGGAAACGAUACACCACCACUCAGCCCCCACAAACUCCAGUGCACAAAAAAGAGAAAACCCCACAUUACCAACAACGACCCAAACAACAGCCGGUAAAACCGACCUCCAUCAUCCCGGUGACAUCGCCUCCCACAACCACUACCACCGCUGCCACAACCAACGGUCACCAGCGGAUCAACUACAACUACCAUCCCAUCAUCGACUUCUUCGAGGAGCAAGAAGCGCCGGAACUUCCGGAACAAAUUGACCGUAUCGGUCUGAAUAUCAACGGCAAUGGGCCCAUCAUGGGAUCCUCCAUGAACAGUUGGACGCCGGUUGUGCACACAAGCCAAGGCCGACCCAUGAGGAUACCGAUCUGAUAUGCCGCCACCUGCACCAACCAUCUUUCACCUCUUCUAGCUUAUUAAUUUAUUGAAACUCACCACGCGCGACAGCUUUGCGGUGCAUUGCUUGCCGACGUCGCCGCUGCGGUGAAAGCUUUCGAUGCGCGAAAGCUCUUUGAAAAUACUCUUUGCUUUGCUUUUGGGCGAUUUCAACGAUCGCUCAAGCGAGGAACUUGUUUCGCUCUCUUUCUUCUCUCUUGGCUGGCUGGGCUUUCGGUUGCAGCACACAUCACGAAGAAAUUUUCUGAGCUUUACUUGUUCCCUAUAGCUAAAAACGUGCUUCUAACGCGUUUUGCCCUCUAUCUUUGCUACUAACGUAUUCGAACGGUUCGAAAACUGUUCGAAUUGCCUUAGGUUAUGCGCACAACCCCGCACAUUGAAUUGUUGCUCAAAUUUCACUGUUUGACUUUAACUUAUUUCCAUCUAUCUACCCAAAUACCUGUUCGAGGGAUGCAUCGUACGUUUUGUGUUCCGAUAUGUAGCUAAGUAAGGAGACUACCCUAGUGUGUAAUGUUAAAUUUUAAUUUUAUUUAUGACAAACCGACGACGCCACAAACGAGCGUGUGGCGCUGAAGAAGGACCAACAAUUUUGCGUUGUUUUAUGAAAUACAUUGAGAUUGAAAAUAUGUAGGUUGAAGGAAUGGAGAAAUACAUUCGCUGUGAUUCUA